UAUUAGUCGUACUCGUACUCCCACUGAUUAGUACACCAAUGUCCCGAGUUAACCCAACUCCCAACUGCCAUUCUUUUUCAUGUUUGGUUGUUGAACAUUGCUGAUCCCUCUAUAAACGGUUCAAGCGUUCCUUUGCAGCUUCUCUCCGUUUCCAUCUCGGAGUCUGACAUUUGGUGAAAGCUGCAUGCAGGCGUGCGCUCGCUCCCGCAGCCAGAGGCAUUUCUAGCAAUGGAGCUGCACGCACAAAAUCCAACAUGCAAAUCUCUGCCUUUCAAUCCCCAUGUGCAAAUCUCACACAUUAGGACGGUUCCCAAUGCAUGCACACACAAAAGUAAUCACUUUUCUGAUAAAGUAGAUACCCCACUGCCCUCACAUUCAGAGUUUUUAGUGGUUCAACACUUCCAUAGAAGUGCAACCUUAUCCUUCCAAUUUAUGUUCCCUUUCAAUCUCAGGGCAGGUGCUGAAAUGGCAAACUAAAUAACUAUCAGUUUUAUAGAACGGGCAAGAGAAGGGGAGGAGAAUAAGAGAAAAUAAGACAGCACUUCCCUAACAGUAGCUGUGUGUGUGAGAGAGGGAGAGGGAGGGAGAGAGAGGGAGAGAGAGAGCGAAAAGCAGAGGGAAGGGAGAGCAGAAGAGCUUAGAGAGGGGAUCUGCAUUGCAAGUAGCUCUGAGUGCAGCAAGCGGUGGCUGUUUUUUCUCAACCUGUUUUUGUUUUUCUGGAGAGGGGAACAAGAACAAGGAGAAGAUCCGAGCGGAGGAGUGCAGUUUAUAAAAGUCCAGGCUGUGUCUAAAGCUACAGGGAGGACGAGGGAGGAGAGAAGCCGGGAGGAACACAAGGCAGCAAUGGAUAACAGAGUCCAGUCUGACCCUGGGAUGGCCUGGAUUCACACACUGCUGCUGAACUCCAUCCAGCACACACAUUAGGCUGCUAACGCCACUGAGCUCUCAUGUGCCCGUUCAGCGAUGCUCCCCGGGUAUGGGUUCUCACCUUUGCCUGACUUCCAGCCUCACCUUCAUGCCAUUCGCUGCCCAGGAGAAGCCCCCAGCAUGUGGAUCCCGGGCGGCUCGGCAGAAUCCCAGAGUCUGAGUGAAUCCACCGAGGACAGACGUCUCAUCCACAUGUGUCACCACAAGCACGUUGCUGUGUGCCAGCAGGAAACGCUGGCUUUUUUUGAGCUACAGCCAACAGCGACUCACAGAUUAAAUGGUUUUGGCUCCUCGAGGCCGGCCAUUAUACCACACGCACAGUGCACAACACACUCGCAGCAUCUGAAUGGUUGCAGACAGACGCUAAACGAACAGAAUGACACAUGCAGCAGAGGCCGCAGGACAGACAGCGAGCGUGGAACAAAUCUGAAUUCGAACUCUCCCGCACUCGCCGCAGGUGACGGCGAGCUUGAAUGCCAAAAUGGCAGCAGGACUCGUUCGCAGGAGGAAACUGAAAAGCCACGAACGGUCACGACAGUAUGUCGUCCUCUCCACGCUGCUCUUAGCCUCCCUCUAUCGUUCCCUCUGUCCUCUCUGUACACAAACAGAGACUCCUUGGAAUCUCAGCUACCGUCGUCACCAGAAUAUCCUGGCAUUCAGGGCCCAGACUCCUGCCAGCCUCAGAGGAGAACAUCACAGGCUUCCCUGAAAGAGAAAUCCAUCCGGAGAAAGAUGCAGGUUUAUUCCCCAGACAGUCCGAGUGAUGAAUCGCUCAGCAGCCCAGUCCUGGAAGCAGACUACAUCUUUCCUGGACCUUUUGCAUCUUUCUUAGAGGAAGACCUCAGCGGAAUAUCUUCACUAGAGACCAUUUCAAGUCCCUCAUCCACAGACGGUGCUACGGAUCUCUCAAACACCAGUCACGAUGAUAUUUUUAAUCUACCCGAAGAACCGUUGCAAAUAAUAGAGGACUCGAUGCCAUGCGUAGGAGAGGUGAGUGGCAGCAUGGACACAUCGAUCGCCGCGGGUGGAGGGAGCUCUUUGUCACGCACCCGCCAAGGCGACCAGGAACGGCGGCGCUUCUCAGCUUCAGAGAUAAUAUCGAGGCUUCAGCUAUCGCAAAGGAAGAACUCCUUCACCUUGAAGCUGGGGAAGUCGCUCUCUGCUCGGGUAGCCUCCAGGGACAGACAGAGCUCCAGCAACCUCAACCCCAACACCGACUGUAAGUCAAACUCAAAGCAGCGGAGCUCAGGAGGCUCCAGUGACAGCGCUCCCCAGAGUCCCGUGGGACCGGCACCUUCCUUUCCCAGCAGUGACAAUGGGAUGCCUUUGCAACGCUGGAGCGCCAAGCUCGGAAUGCGUAAGAAAUCCAUAGAGGAGGACCUGAACACACAUCCAUCUGUUCCUAGUUCAAAUCGACUGUCACGGUUUUUACCCAGCUCGAUUCUGUACCAGGAAUACAGCGACGUCGCCAUCAAUAGAGAGAUCCAGAGGCAGCAAGGGAAGGAGCCGGGCACAGAGGAGGAGGGGCUCAGGGAGGAGGGCUCUGAUGGGAUCCCGUCUCCAUCAAAUCUGUCCCCAUCCAGCUCCUUUCGCUCAUCGCGAGGCUCUGCUUUUGCACUGUGGCAGGAUAUACCUGAUGUUCGAAGCAGCGGGCAGCUCGACAACUUCAGCAACGAAGAAAGGAAAUUACAGGAGGCAAAGUUUGAGCUGGUGACGUCCGAGGCGUCGUACAUUCGCAGCCUGACAAUCGCAGUGGACCACUUCAUGCUAUCACCGGAGCUCGCAGACUGCCUCGGGGCUCAGGAAAAGCAGUGGCUCUUCUCCAAGCUGCCCGAAGUCAAAGAUGUCAGUGAGAGAUUUCUUCAGGAUCUGGAGCACAGGCUGGAAGAAGACAUUCUCCGUUUCGAUGUGUGCGACAUCGUCCUGGACCACUGCCCGUCUCUGCGAAGGGUUUAUUUACCCUAUGUCACCAACCAGGCUUACCAGGAGCAGACAUACCAGCGUUUGCUGCACGAAAACCCUCGUUUCCCCGGCAUCCUGGCUCGCUUGGAGGAGGACCCCAUCUGCCAAAGACUUCCUCUGACCUCUUUCCUAAUCCUGCCGUUUCAGAGGAUCACGCGGCUUAAAAUGCUAGUGGAGAAUAUCUUAAAGAGGACAACACCGGGUUCCCGAGAUGAGGACACCGCCACCAAAGCUUUCAAUGAGCUAAAAAAGAUCAUCAAAGAAUGUAACUCCAGUGUGCAGUCGAUGAAAAGGAUGGAGGAACUCAUCCAUCUCAACAAGAAAAUCCACUUUGAGGGCAAGAUCUUUCCUCUUAUAUCCCAGUCACGUUGGCUGGUAAAGCACGGAGAACUCCUGGAAGUAGACACUCAGACAAUGAGCAUCUCCGGAUCAAAGCUCAAGUUACCCACCAAGCCAGUGUACCUCCACCUGUUCAAUGACUGCCUGCUGCUGUCCAGGAGGAAGGAUACAUGGAAGUUUAUGGUGUUUGUACACGCUAAAAUCGGAGAGUUGAAAGUGAAGGAUCUCAGUCAGAAGCUGCAGGGCAUCUCAGGCUUCAUCUUCCACCUACAGCUGUGUGAAGGCCAGCAGCUCAAACAUCAGAUUCUGCUCAAAUCACACACCGAGAGCGGGAAGCAGAGAUGGAUCACCGCCAUGUUUCCGUCUGACCCACUCGUAGACAUCGAGCAAGCCAAUGAAAAUGAUGAUAUAUCGCAAGUUCAGUGCAUCAAAAGCUACCAGGCUCAAGAGCACGAUGAGUUAACACUGGAAAAAGCUGACAUUCUUCACGCCAAGACAAUUACAAGUGAUGGCUGGGUGGAAGGCAUCAGGCUGUCAGACGGGGAGCGGGGCUGGUUCCCCAAAUGCUACGUGGAGGAAAUCACAAGUCGCAGCGCGCGCCUCCGCAACCUCAGAGAAAAUAUCCGCAUCAAAUGUGUCACACAGAAACUGAAGGGAGAGCACUAACUCUUUUUAACUUGCAACUUGUCAUGUGUUAAAGUUGCAUUUUGAAGCUUGUGGAUGAUUGUUUUCUUUUUUAGAUGGACGUGGGACCUCCGUAAAGUAUGCAGGUGCUAAAACAAGCCAACGUGUUUUGAUUGUUAUCCCCGUGGUUGACAUUAGCAGUUUCCUUUGGCACACUAGCUCCAGAAAGAGAGUGCAAAGCUUCUAAUGCUCAUUUUCCAUUUGGAGUUUAGAUUUUCCACACGUAAGACUGUAAACUACACAGGGGGAUUACUUUAUGCAUGAUUCGGUACCAUUUUUACAGGCUGGAAAGAAUGAAGAAUGUGGUUUAAAUAUGCGCACGUUUAUCACCAGAGGUAGUAAAUGUAAGCAUCACUAAGCAAGUCUGUCACUGUUUUUCUAUCAUGGCUCAUGUGGGGCACAAUCUUACUUUGGGCUGUCUCCUGGCCUCUGUGGGGUGCUGCAGGUUCACUCUUCUAAUAAUCAGAAAUGUGCUUGAUGCGGGUGCUGCUUCUGAGAUGCCUCAGGACACACCACAGGCAGUUUUUUCACAUUCAUAUCUUCACGUGAUAUACGAUUUUUUACCAGUGCAACAGCGCAUUAUUUCCAUCUACACCCUAAAGUGAUAAGAAUUUGGUCAAACAUGCUUACCUCUUUACUAGAGGAUGAUACCUUUUUAUCUGGACAUGAUCUGCAGUAUCAGAUCAUGUGCUGUGAUGAAGUGCUUUCAGGACGGUAUUUUAGAAAGGAAACAAGUCGUAGGGUUUAAUACCGGUUACACUGUAUCCACAUAUGUAGCCAAACCCUGAUAUAUUGUGUGUAUUCCUCUGUGCCAUAGACUUCCACUUUUGUUCAGAAUCCACUGGUGACAUCUCUAAUUUGUCAGUCGCACCAUGACUGGUGUACAACAACAUAACAUUGAAACAUCUACUCCUGUUUUAGUAACAUCUGCAUGAAGUCAAAGCCGCAGCGAGCAGCUGUUGACCUAUAAAACCAGGAACUGAAAAACCUACCAGUUUCACCUUGUCGGGCAUUUACAUUAACCAUCCAUGUGGUAAAUGUGGACGUUUAGCAUUACAUGUAAUCAUUUUAAAAACUUUUUUGACCCAAAUUAGCAAUAUAAUUGAUUAUACCGUUAUACUAGAAAUACUGAAAAAAUACUGCUUGCAUACACUAAGCACUAACUUGCGUAUAGGUCUCCAUCCUUCAAAUUAUUUUGUGUAAAAAUUCACAAGUGACCAAUAGCACAGUGUGACUGAGCUGAAAGCUGUUGUUAAUGAACCACUUUAAUUAAGAUUCCAGUGUAAAUUCAUCCAGCGGCACAUGAAAUGUUUGUAACACAGCUUAUUUCUGUAUCUCACUUCUUAGUUUUAAUUUAAACUGUUGCAGUUGCAGUAUGUGUAUUUAUAGUUACUCCUCUAGCUGGUUCCUCUCUAAGGAGAUUCUGAUGUAAAUGUGUUUUCCGAUAAAAUGGGUUUGUGUAUAAAGAGCAAAACGUUAUGACUGUAAUUUAUAUGAACUAAGAUUUGACAAAUACUAUUGUAUAAAUAUGACAUUUGGAGUCAGUUUAAUUCCCAACGCCACAGUAAUUACAAGCGCUGUCAGACACUGGAUGUUUUCUGGAUUUCUGCACAUUACUGUAAAUGUUUUGCCUCUGAAAUAAACAGAUCCUUACAAUA
Molecule: messenger RNA, 5570 nt
Organism: Haplochromis burtoni (Burton's mouthbrooder)
Lineage: Eukaryota; Metazoa; Chordata; Actinopteri; Cichliformes; Cichlidae
Gene: arhgef19
Product: Rho guanine nucleotide exchange factor (GEF) 19
Exons: 16
Coding region: 964-3894 (976 amino acids)
Biological process (GO): activation of GTPase activity; regulation of actin cytoskeleton organization
Molecular function (GO): protein binding; guanyl-nucleotide exchange factor activity
Source: RefSeq, a predicted model, not a curated record